Molecule: messenger RNA, 1298 nt
Organism: Ipomoea triloba (trilobed morning glory)
Lineage: Eukaryota; Viridiplantae; Streptophyta; Magnoliopsida; Solanales; Convolvulaceae
Product: protein FAR1-RELATED SEQUENCE 1-like
Exons: 2
Coding region: 363-1199 (278 amino acids)
Biological process (GO): regulation of DNA-templated transcription
Molecular function (GO): zinc ion binding
Source: RefSeq, a predicted model, not a curated record
GGCUGCUGCUAUUUCCCAAGUUUUUCCAACCUCAAGACAUCGCCUAUGUAUAUGUUUUUCCAACCUCAAGACAUCGCCUAUGUAUAUGGUAUAUCGGUGAGAAUUCAAAGAAGCACAUCAAGGGACUAAGAAAUCAAAAAGAUUUUCUAGACAUAUUCAAUUGUCUAUUGAAACAUACAGAUACGGAGGCAGAGUUUGAGCUUUAUUGGACAAGGAGUGAAACCACAAAUCACUCUAUUUCUAGAAGGUUGUCCAAGACUGUUGGGCUAUGUGAUUUCUAUAGCUCAUUUGUUGGUGUUGUUUCGGAGUGGAGGAGUAGAGAGAACGGGGAAGAUGUCCGGUGUUCCCAAGGUGUACCUACAAUGGCUAUGGAUCACAUUAAGAUUCUUUCACAUGCUAGGGAUAUUUAUACGAUUGAGAUAUAUUACUUGUUCGAAGAGCAGUUUUUGAAAGGGGCAUCAUGCUAUCAAGAGUGUGUUCAAUUUGAAGGUGGCGUGUAUAAGUAUCACGUCUGGAGGCCGGAGGUUUAUAUUAUUAGGCAUGAAGUGAUUUUUAACGUUAGAGAGUUAGAUAUUUGGUGCAGUUGCAAGCUGUUCACUGAAACCAGGAUCUUAUGCUGUCACUGUUUACGCAUUUUAAACGUGCAUUCUGUGUCUGAAGUUCCAAAUAAAUAUAUUCUGAAGAGAUGGACUAAAAGAGUUUUGGAAGACAAGAAUGCUGGUAUUAUCCCCCCAUCUCAGUGCUUUAAUGUUCCCUCUUCUGUUUGGACUUUAGAGAUCACUAGGAAAUUUCAGAAGUUGGUUGUUUAUUGCCAAGAAAACAGCGAAGCACGCAAAAUUUUUGAGCAAGCAUUGUUAGAUGCCAAGAGAAAAGUUGAACAUGAGUAUGGCCUUAUUUUCUUCGAAGGUGAAGAUUGUGAUGUGGAAUCGUCGAGCGGUGUUAUAAAGGAUCCAUCAAACAGGCGGUUGAAAGGGGUACGCAAUAGGAGGGUGACUAGUGUGAUUGAAAAGAAAUACAAGAAAGCAAGGGGUCGAAAGCAGCUUGCUCAUAUAGCUGCAUCUAAAACAAAAUCGGUGGGGCAGUCUCAAGUUGAAGAUGCUAUUUCUAAUAUUGCUGGUAAUGGAUACCUGGUGCAUCCAAUGUCUGGAGGUUCAACUUUUUGUCAUUUUAGGUCAAAUUCAAAUCAAGAGGACAAUUAGAGUGUGUCUUAAUGUUUGUUAGUUUUGUUUUUUCAAGACAUGUAGUUGUACUUUUUAUACACAAAACUAUUACAAGUAAUACACAGACUGUUUCCGCAA